Messenger RNA from Electrophorus electricus (electric eel), 1137 nucleotides. RefSeq names its product even-skipped homeobox 1 (gene evx1). Gene Ontology annotation, cellular component: nucleus. The record is from RefSeq and is a predicted model, not a curated record. NCBI's taxonomy places the organism in Eukaryota, Metazoa, Chordata, Actinopteri, Gymnotiformes, Gymnotidae. Gene Ontology annotation, molecular function: RNA polymerase II cis-regulatory region sequence-specific DNA binding; DNA-binding transcription factor activity, RNA polymerase II-specific. Gene Ontology annotation, biological process: regulation of transcription by RNA polymerase II.
AUGGAAGGCAGAAAAGACACGCUGAUACGCGCAGAGGGAGGUCAGAUUGGCACACCGGCAUCCAGGACGGUGUCCGAGAUUGCUAGCGACCUUAUGUGCGAGCAACAGGACAAGCCGACACACCGGAAUUGCCAGAACCCAGACUCUUUUCCUUACACACGAGACAGAAUGCACGAAGCAAGGGAGGAACAGCGGAGCGGCACAUGUGAGGAAAUGAGGCAGACAACCAAGUCCUCCGCGCAGGAAAGGGAGCCCUCAGAUCUCCCCAACAACGAAGCCAGCAGCUCCGACGCAGAAUCGGACUUCUACGAGGAGAUAGAUGUCAGUUGCACCCCAGAAAGCAUGGACUACCCUGCAGAACAAGGAUGUGAAAAGGAGUCUCCGAGCCACAUUAACGAGAGCGGUGUGGACGGCGGGAAAAUGGGCACGAGCCCAAGUACCAUUUCAUACGGUGCUGACCAGAUUCGGCGAUACCGAACAGCUUUUACUAGGGAGCAAAUAGCUCGACUAGAAAAGGAAUUUUAUCGAGAGAAUUAUGUGUCCCGUCCACGCAGGUGUGAACUGGCAGCCGCCUUAAAUCUUCCAGAAACAACCAUCAAGGUCUGGUUCCAGAACAGACGCAUGAAGGACAAGCGCCAACGGCUGGCUAUGACAUGGCCUCACCCAGCCGACCCCGCUUUUUACACCUAUAUGAUGAGCCAAGCAGCUGCCACGGGAAACCUCCCUUAUCCGUUUCCAUCGCAUCUGCCUUUGCCCUAUUAUUCUCCGUUGAGCGGAAUGUCCGCGGGUUCGGCCUCCGCAGCUGGCGGGCCAUUCGCCAGCCCCUUACGUUCACUGGACAGUUUCCGGGUCCUUUCUCAUCCAUACCCGCGUCCGGAGCUACUGUGCGCGUUCAGACACCCUUCACUAUAUCCAAGCCCAGGUCACGGUCUUGGUCCAGGUGGCAGCCCGUGCUCCUGUCUCGCGUGUCACUCAGCCAAUCAGACAAACGGGAUUCCACAGAGAUCGACUAACGCAGACUUCUCGUGUUCACCCACUACUAGGGCUGAUUCCUUCCUCACAUUCUCGCCGGCGGUUCUCAGCAAAUCAUCUUCUGUUUCUUUGGAUCAGAGGGAGGAAUUGACACUGACUAGAUAA